Xyrichtys novacula (pearly razorfish) is the source of this 16183-nucleotide messenger RNA. The record is from the annotation of a GenBank genome assembly. NCBI's taxonomy places the organism in Eukaryota, Metazoa, Chordata, Actinopteri, Labriformes, Labridae.
GUGUGUGUGUCCGCUCCUGGCUGCAGCACAGCAGUGAGGAUAUCUAGCUUCCUGUGUGCUGCUAGGCAGCCCAAGCUCAUUCUGCCGCAUGCCGCUUACUGCCACCAUUACGCAGAGGAAUUCCCUGCUGUCUCCACUGCUGCUGCUGCUGCUGCUCACAGAGAGACUGCGAGUGGGUUAAAGGAAGGAGAAAGGAGAGGAGGAGACAUGCAGAAAAAGCGACAUUGACAGAUAGAGGACAGAGCUGGAUUUGACUUUGGAUGUUUCAUGAAGAUGAGCCGUGUUUGUUUACGAGGAGACUGCUCGGGUUUUUGGAUUCAUUGCUGACCUCUGUGUUCCCGGAUUACGCACAUAUGUAAGAGGGAACACUGUGUAUUUAUGGAUGUGUGCGUGUGUGUGUGUGUGUUUGUGAGUGAGAGGAUGUGUAAGUGAUUGUGUCGGAGUGCGUGAGAGUGUUCGUUCCUGAUGCGGUCAGAGCGGGCAAGCCGUGUGUGUAUCGUGGUGCUGGAGGAGGUGGAGGAAGAUGAGCCCUCUUCUUCACCCCCACCUCCUCGGCCCAAAUCAUCCCCAGACCGCAGAUCCCAUCAUGCCUCUCGAAAGGCUGCCGCUGCUCAGGAGGACAAGGUGAGACGGUCCUUCUGUUGGGUUGACUGAUCUGAGGUUUGCUUCGUGAAACAUUGAUGACUAGUUUGUUGUUUGUGGAAGUGACAGCAUACACCUGAGAUUUUAACCCUCUGAAUACUGACACUAUGUACCACUAUUAUUACAUAAAAAUACAGUGUAACUGCUCCAAGUCUAAAUUUAGUACCAUUACAAUCACAAAUGUAGUCCUGUCAUGUGAGAUGACUGCUGGUUUGUAUAGAUUAUCAGCAAAGCCUGGGCCUUUGUAGUCUCCAGCUCUGGCUGUACAAAGGCCAAGCCUACCAUUGAAAGAUGGUAAUAAGUCGUUUCAUCCUUUUGAAAGCUCCUCUUUGAAAUGGACACUCAGACUGGGGAAAGCCAGAGAAGAUGAGCCGGCUCUGAUGACAGAGUUCGCCCCCUUAUUCCGUGUCUGCCUUCUCCUUUUUCCGACAUCGUCCCAGUGAUUAUUUGUGUUGUAGGCAGGAGACAGGAGUCGGCACGCCUGACGACCCCGCUUAUUUUUAGUAGGGGCAAAACCGGAGAGGGGAUGGGGAAAACAGAGUGAGAGGAGUAGUUACACAUCGUAGUACUCUUGCAAAUGAAUGGGAUGACUUGGGGAAGAAGGUGUACAUGUGACAAACUGUGACUUUAAAGUGCUUAAAAUAUUUGAAACAACUGACUGGUGAUCAGCUUGACUCUCUAAAUGUGAACCCUCAUCAGACCUUACUGUUUCAUAAUGCAGCAGAAUGAAGUGCAGCACUUUGACUCAGGAAUCGUCCUUGCAGUUAAGCUAGAUUUUUAGACUUAUUUCACAUCAAAACAUGAUGAAUUAAGCUCAAAGUUUGCUAUAAAAUCAUAAAAUGAAGAGUGUAUGCAGUGCAUCGCAGGCUUCCUUUGAGAAAUACACCUCUACUUGAUAUCCUCGACAACAUUUAAGCCAUAUAUAAAUAAACAAACUACAAAUACACCACCAUAAUGAGAGAACUUUACUUUGAAUUGUGAGCUUAAUAUAGUGAAACUUCCCCUAACCUUUCUAUCUGAAUGGACUCAGGGUUGAUUGUUUACUCACGUCAGUAUCAGACUCUCAUGCUCACUCCAAAAGCGAAAACUCAUGCACUCUUAAUAAUGUCAGUAAAACUGCACUCAGAGCUAUUGUUUUAAUAUCAGGGUCUGCUGCUCGGUGUGUAUUUUUAUAUCUCUUGUUCGUUUCCUCCUUCUGGGAAAACUGUCAUCUCUUCCUGCACUCCUUGUAUAACCCGCUCUAAACAGGUGGUGAUAAAUAGUUGAAAUGCUUUAGCCUUCAUGACCAACCAUGUCAUUUUUUUCCCUAUUUCCCACAUACCUUGUACAUGUGUGUAUAUGUUCUUAUCACAGGGCCUUGCACCAUAGGCUCCAGCGUUUACGUAACUCUGUUUGCAUGCAUGUGUUGAUAUGAUAUUUGCUGCAGCUGCUACUGUCAUAAACAAAAUAGAUGGUACGCAGUCGUUUUUGACCUGUAGCUUGUGGAGAUCAUGGCGCCUGUGUGUGCGACUUUCUUCUCGGUACGGCUCAUAACUCUGACUGAUAACACAGUUGUCAGCAUAGAAAAUUACUGCCUUGCAAAUCAAGUGUGGUGCUGCUAGUGAGCAUCAGCAUUUCCUCUUUUUCUCCCGACUCUGUAGCCGUCUCUGUUGAGAGCCAUCUUUAACCUGGAACCAGAUGAAGUCCGCUCGCUUAUAUUCAAGAAGGAGGAUGUCAACAUUCAGGUGAGUCUCACUUUGACUCCUGUUCUGCCUGGUUUUCUCUCAUUUUGUAUGUUUUGGUAUACCUCCGUGUAUGUGAGUCUUCUGAGACUGCAGCUUCUCACAGGAACCAUGAGGGAAAGCAGCAGUUGGUCGACGUGACGGAUUGAUCCAGGUUUCUAUCGAUCGACUGAAUGACUUUGAGUAACUGCUGGCAGCUUCUUCAUCAUAUGCUGCUGUCAGCAAUGCUGAGACACAAAAACACCACUCCCUCUUUUCCUCUUUGGGCUUCACCUUAACUUGAUUUCCCUCCCUCUUUUCAGAACCUACAGUAUAUCUUCAGUUUAGACAUGCACCCUUUGUGUCUCUUUGUUUGUUUCUGUAGCUCUAUAUUGCUGGGGUCAUCACACUCAGUCUUCUCGAGUCAGCAACACUGGCCUAGACCUAUUGCAGUCACAUGACCUUUGUUUAUAGCCUGCACUCUGUUGAUUGCUCUCUGCUGCACUGACAGAGAGAGAGAGAGAGAGAGGAGAGAGAGAGAGAGAGGAAGGUUGGAGAUGGAGGUAAAGCAGCCAAGAGUUGAAGUGAUGGAGCGCAGAGAAAAAUACAAGUGAUGGACGUUGUUCUCCUUGUGGCCCUGGUCUCAUGUUGCCUGUGGUCUGCAACAGUGUGAGGUCUAUAGAUUUUGUCAGGGCUGUGCCACCCAUCAUGAUACGAUGUGUCUUUGUGUGUCAGCCUGAGUGUAAAAAAAAACACACAUACUUAAAUUUCUCGCUCUGUGUUUCUGGAUUUUCCCACCAGGACAAUGAAAAGCGAACGCCUCUGCACGCUGCAGCCUACCUGGGGGACGCUGAGAUCAUUGAACUGCUCAUCCUCUCAGGUGAACAUUACAGCCAAGUUUUCCCUGCUGUAUCCACUCUUCUGUUUGAUUCAAUCUCCACCCAUCCACCUCUUGUACCAGUUCUUCUUGAAAGCUUACUCAUCCAUCCACACUGGCCGUCAGUUGCAAUCCCUGUGUGCAUCCAUCUCGUUCUGUUUUUCAUCUCUGCAACCAAACUGGCUCCUCUUUAAUUUGUCACAGUCUAUUAAGCCCUUUUUUACAUUAAACUGCUCAUUCAUUAGUAAUACCCACACUGCCAAGUCCUCAGUGAAUCUAUUUUUAAACAAAUAUUCAAACAAAUCUUGUUCCUUGUCGAUAUUUGAUCUAUUAUACCCUCAUGACAUGACAUAUUUUCUACUUUAUUUUGAUUCAGUCCUGCCAUCCUUUCCCAAACUUUUCAAACACGUUGUUCCCUGUUCACUCAGCAGUUUCCAUGCCUGCGUGUCUCACUCCUCUGCGGUUGUCACCCUCUUACUCUGAUUGGUGAUUCAUCAAUCAUCUGAUAGCGUCUAUAUCUGCUUGACUUUCUGUAAGGUCAGCUGAGCACGCAGGGAAGUACAGCCAACCCUGUAGCAUUACAAGUGUAGUGUGUUAACUGUUUCUCAAUAACGUGAAGAGCGUGCAACAGGUGCAGCUUUCAGGGCUAUUUUAACCCCUGAGCUGUGCCAAAAUGGAUCAUGGGAGUUUUAUAUCUUCUGGACACUGUUGGCUCACAACAACCACAAACCACAAGUUAUGACCGGCACCCUUUAGACCCUCAGUUUCACUUUCUUUUACUCCUCACACUACUCCAUUCAAGGAGUUCUCCUGUGCCUUUUAAAGCUCCUGUGAGGAGAUUUUAUCUGUACAAACAGACUGAAAUAAGCCCUGAUGUCCCUGUAUGGCCCAGUAAAUCAAAUGAAACCUUCAACUUUGUAUCAUAAUAUUCAUUUACAUUUCAGAUUUAUAGUGCUGAGCCAAGUGUGGUAAAAAUAACCAUACAUUCUGUUUUAUAAGAGGAAAAGUUCAAGAGUUAACUUCUGAACUUUUCUGUAUAUGUUGCUUUCAACAUUGCAGAAAGGCAACAUAUGGCAGAUUCGUUUUUCUUAAAGGGAUAUUACGGCAAAAAAUUAAGUUAGGGUCAAACACACCUUAACACAGAGUUAGACACCCCCUGGAGAGAUGAAUGUUGCCGACUGCUUGCUUCUUUAGUAAUACCAACUUUAGUAACGACCGCAUGAUAGCAAUAAGCAGCGGUCUACGUCUCGACUCGUCAGGGCUCCCCUACAAACAAGCGGCUGCUGGAGGAGAGUGGGUGAGUUGUGUUUGGUCUCUUUGCUAAAGAAGUCAAGCAAAGCUAAAAGAUGUUUGAUGGCUAGUACUAUGGCUGGGACCUUAUUUGUGUUGUUGAUGAAGUUAGGUGCUGUUCUGAGCAUUAUUUGUGGCUAUGGAGUGGCUUUUUGGUUCAGGUUUGCACAUGCAUACAUAGACCGCUGUGUAUUGCUAUUGUGCGGUCGUUACUGAAGUUGGUUUAAUUAGAGAAGCAAACAGUCAGCAACAUUCAUCUCUCCAGGAGGUGUCUAACGCUGUGUUAUGGCGUGUUUGACCCUAACUUAAUUUUACACCAGAAUAUCCCUUUAAUGUAUUAAACUCUUUCUCACCAUGUUUCUCUUUGCUGUGUGUGUGUGUGCGUGCGUGCGUGUGUGUGUCAUUGUUGACAUACUGGAUUUGUGUGACCUCUCUCACUCUCUCUUUCUCCCAUCCAAGGAGCCCGAGUUAAUGCCAAAGACAACAAGUGGCUGACUCCUCUUCACCGAGCCGUCGCCUCUUGUAGCGAGGUAACACUUUGCAUGAGCACGUGUUCGAAUGUUUACUGUGUCAACUUCACUGCUCUGUAGUGGCCGAAUUGUCCUCUGUAAUGAGCAAGAAAAUAAGUCUCACAAUCACUGCAAAUUAACCGAUUUUUUUCAGACCUUGGAGGAAGGAGACAAAUUCAGUGGGGGAUUCCCCUCUGACAAUAGCACUGCAACAAAAAUGCAGAAGUCUUAUAUUUCAGAGGAUUUACAAGUUACUGCAGCAACACACCAGCCAGAUAAGAUAUCUUGUAGCUACCAUGGCAGCAUGCGAUAGGUAUAAUUACUGCUGCUGAGAAAAUGUUUGUACAAUGUGGCCUGAAUGCAGUCAGCACAGUGCCGUGUGUCGGUGUUUGAUAAGCCUUCAAAUCUCUUAUUUAUUCGACUUGGCCCCGGGCAGCGUGCCCGCAUUAACACAGCCCCUUUGCGCAGUUUCUCCCUCUCAGAGCUGUUGUCGGCUUCCUAAGAAUAGCAAAGAAUUUUAUAACCGCCCCCCACACAGCCACCUGCACGUCCCGGCGUGGUCUUUGUAGGAACAGUGUGGGCGCAUUAGAAAAUAAACAACUACUCCGACUCACUCCUCCUCUUCACAUAGGAUGCAGUGGCAGUGCUGCUGAAGCACAGCGCAGAUGUGAACGCCCGGGACAAAAACUGGCAGACACCGCUCCACGUCGCAGCUAGCAACAAGGCAGUCCGCUGCGCCGAGGCUUUGGUCCCACUGCUUAGCAAUGUUAACGUGUCUGACCGGGCGGGACGCACUGCCCUGCACCACGCUGCCUUCAGUGGACAUGUAGAGGUCAGUCUCACACACACAUAUACACAGACACUUAUGUGUGCAUGCGGGUUUUUAGUUCAACUCCUUUUGUGUGAUAGAUGGUGAAGCUGCUGCUGUCCAGAGGAGCCAACAUCAACUCAUUUGACAAAAAGGACCGGAGAGCAAUUCACUGGGGAGCCUACAUGGGUGAGGCUGUUAUUGUGUGUGUGUGUGUGUGUGUGUGUGUGUGUGUGUGUGUGUGUGUGUGUGUGUGUGUGUGUGUGUGUGUGUGUGUGUGUGUGAGGUUCUGAUGCAAACACAGUUUCUACCAGACUUAACGUCUAAUCAGCGUCUGCCUCAUCCUGCAUCCUUCAAAAGCUAAAUCCUCUCUCCUCCUCUUCCUCCGCUGUAUCAGGUCACCUGGAGGUGGUGAAGUUGUUGGUAGCCAGCGGAGCAGAAGUCGACUGUAAAGACAAGAAAGCCUACACACCGCUCCAUGCAGCUGCCUCCAGCGGCAUGAGCAGCACAGUACACUACCUGCUGGGCCUGGGAAUCCAUGUAAGUAUAUUAUCAAACAAUAAUUUACUUACUUGGAUUAUAAUAAGACUUGGUAUUGGAUCAAUAUGAUGCUAAAGAAAACCCCUUUAUGUGUAGACGGUAAUGAAGAUUUCUCCUCUCCUUACAUAGGUCAAUGAGGCGAAUGCUUAUGGCAACACUCCUCUCCAUUUAGCCUGUUACAACGGACAGGAUGUGGUGGUCAGUGAGCUCUUAGACGCAGGAGCUCAUGUCAACCAGGUGUGUGUGUGUGCGCCUCCCCGUAUUAACUGGUAUGUGAGGUUAUCAGAUUUUUUAUGGUAAUGUUUGUUUCCUCGCUUUAGGUGAAUGAGAGAGGCUUUUCUGCUCUACACUUUGCCUCCUCAUCACGACAGGGGGCGCUGUGCCAGGAGCUGCUGUUGGCCCACGGAGCCCACAUCAACAUGCGGGUGUGUGCAUUUGUAGAUACACUCUCAUACAUUUUUUUUGUUUCAGACCCUCUCUGUUAAGAAUUUGAGUACUAGCACUGGAUUCAUUUUGGCACAAAUAAAAAGAAGGUAGACACAAAAACUGACUCAGGAAUGAAAGUGACUAAUGUAGCUGCUGCAGGAAUCUGACAGUGUUUUUAACACUCGGGUAGCAAUGAUGGAAACUGAUAUUAGGUCCCAACAGCCCCAAGAUGCAACGACAUAUGGAAGAUAACAGGGGAGGGGGGGGCUCCCUGAGGCUGCAAUCUGCUCAGGGAAUGUGUGUGUGGGUGUUUUUGUGGUCCACAAGGGGGUUGAAGAUGGCUCCUGUUCUUUUUAAGCUUCCUAAAAUUACAGCUUUACACUUAGAUUUGAUUCAGCUGCCUACACACUCACUAAAUGCACCUCAGUCGUCACUGAGUGCUGAAAUAUAAGCUAACAAACCGUACUCUUUGUCUCUUUCCACUGUUUCUCCCUCCAUCUGUUUAGAGUAAGGACGGUAAAACCCCCCUCCACAUGGCAGCUACCCAUGGAAGGUUCUCCUGCUCACAGGCACUCAUUCAAAAUGGUCAGAGCUCAAACAGUAUGCUGUCUGUUUGCAUGCCCUUGUAGAGAUCAUGUUAACGUUACACUGUAAAUGUAGCACAUAUGAUUAAACACACGUGAAAUCUUGAAUUGUGUAGGAGCUGAGAUUGAUUGUGAGGACAAGAGCAGAAACACCGCCCUUCACAUCGCCGCCCGCUACGGCCAUGAGCUCAUCAUCACAGCACUCAUCAAACAUGGAGCCAACACCACCAAGUUAGUGAAGACUGACAUUUACCCAUCUGUCAGUAUAAUCUGUGCCUCGAUUAUGAGACGCCUUACAAAGAAAAGAGCAACCCGCUGUCUGGGAAAUGUAAAACUCCAGAUAAAAGACUCUUUUUUUUUUUCUCUUUCUUUUAUUUUCUGUCUCUUUCACACCCUACCCUCUGUCACCUGUGACGACUUGCCCAUCUGCCCGGGAUCUUUUCAGGAGAGGCAUUCAUGGGAUGUUCCCUCUGCACCUGGCAGCUCUCAGCGGCUUCUCCGAUUGCUGCAGGAAGCUGCUGUCCUCAGGUACACUCACACCGAUGCUGUUCUUGCUGUUCGAAUCACCUAGUUGACAUCCUAAUUGUUGCUGAUACAUGUUUGCGCAGGGUUUGACAUAGACACCCCUGACGACUUUGGAAGGACCUGCCUACAUGCUGCUGCAGCUGGAGGGUGAGUCAUCAUCUCUGCCCCUAUUGUUUUAUUUUUCCACCAAUUUUUCUGCUUUUCCUCGUUCUUUAUUGAACAGAUUGAAUCAGCCUUUUGUUGUCUUUGCUUAUCUGUCUUUUCAGUAGGCUGUUUUGUUUUGCAUGAACAAACAGAAAGCACACUUAACCUUGUUCAUGAUUGGCAGAACAAAAAGAAAACAAUCAUUGUUGAAGCUUUUUCUUCCAACAGGAACCUGGAGUGUCUGAACUUGCUGUUAAACAUCGGUGCAGACUUCAACAGGAAAGACAACUUUGGAAGGUGUGUGCAAUUCUAAUGAUAAUGAUAAUAACUUUAUUUUUAUAGCACUUUUAAAAACAGAAGUUUACAAAGUGCUUUGACAAAUAGUCAUAAAGCACAUGGAAAGGACAAUUAAAAACAAAAAACUCAGUUAAAACGGAAGUGAAGGCCAUUGUCAUAUGUCUAAAGGAACCCAGACAAUACAAGAACCAUGCAACAUAAAAUGAGACCAUGAGGACCAACAUGAAAACAUAAAAUAGGUAAUAAAAAGAAAAUGCAGUAAAAACGGGGGUUGUAAGCGGAAAACAGGAUAGUAAAUAUAAAGGACAAUAUCAAUAAUGAUAAUAAAAUAAUAAUGAUAAUAAUAGUAAUGAUAAAAUAGAGCAACAGAAAUGAGCGAUGGAUAAAACAAUAAAAGCCUAAAUGAUUAAUUAAGAAAAAAGUACAAGUUUGACAAAAGCUAAAAAGACAGUAAAGCCAAAAUAAGAUAGCGGUAAAAAAGAUGGAAGAUGGCAUCACAUAAAAGCAAGUCUGCAAAAGUUAAUUUUUAAAUUUGACUGAAAAGAAGUGACUGUCUCUGCUGUACGCCUAAUCUCCUCUGGCAGGUUGUUUCAAAGUCGAGGAGCUCUCAUGGAGAAAGCUCUAUCACCUUUAGUUUUGAGCCUCGACUUUGGAACAACCAGGAGGCCUUCACUAGAGGAUCUGAGGCUGAUGCUGAGCUGAUGCUCUAGUAAAGCAUGGAACAGAAAUAAAACAAGGUUUGAAGAAAGUGGUAAACACAUUUGAGGAUGUAUAGAGUGCAGGGUAUCUGCAUGGUCUUAAAAAGUCUUAAAAUGUCUGACGUCCAAUAAUUUGAAUUUAAGCCCUUAAAAUGUCUAAAAUUCUCUUAAAAUCUCAUAAUAUGUCUUAAAUAUGAUUUUGAAAGGUCUGGAACAUGUAUUGAUGUUACUUACAAAUGAAUAAUGUGCCAUAGGAACAAAGAUUGAUUUUAAGUAGUGUAAAAUGUUCUGAUUUCCCUUCAUGUCUUUUUUUGUGUCCAGUAUGGAUGUUUAAUGGGUCUUAAAUUGUACUCAUUAUGGUCUUAAAAAAGUCUUAAAUUUGACUUGUUGAAACCUGGAGAGAUCCUGAGAGAGGGUAAGUCCUCAAAAAGUCUUUGAUUUUGACCCUGCAGGACUCCACUACACUAUGCAUCAGCCAACUGCAACUACCAGUGUGUGUUUGCCUUGGUGGGCUCCGGGGCAAGCGUCAAUGAAAGGGACCAGAGGGGCUGCAGCUCCCUGCACUAUGCAGCUGCGGCUGACACUGAUGGAAAGUAAGUAAAGCUUGAGUUUAAAGUAAAGUAUAAACACGCACCAAAGGAAGAAUUUUGAACAUUUUUUUUGUGUCAGGUGUGUGGAGUACCUGCUGAGGAACGAUGCUGAUCCAGGAGUGAGAGACAAACAGGGUUACAGCCCAGUGCACUACGCCUCAGCCUACGGACGCACACUCUGCCUGGAACUGGUGUGUACAGCUGGGUGUACAUUAAUAUAUAUCUGUGGAUAGUUUUCAGAGCUGUAGAGAAAAGUAAAUAAUACACUAGAGCAUGGUAUUAUGGUAUUGUAAACAGUCUUUGUCUGCUUUGCUUUCAGAUGGCGAGUGAGACUCCUCUUGAUGUGGUAAGAGAAAUAUUUCCAUCAUCCACUGUUACACAAUGAGUCUGUUCAUGUGGCUCCCUCUGUUGGCCAGAUGGGAAAUACGGUGGUUAGUCAUCUGUUGGCCAGAUGAUGCCUUUCUAAAGAUUUUCCAUCCGUAUGUUGGCUGGAUAACAAUGGGCAGGUUUAUUUGCACAAAAAGUUCUUUAAACUUUAACUCCUGUGGCUGCAGAGCACACUGAAAACCUUGUGGAGUUGUUUACUCUUGUCUUGACAAAUAUCCUGCACACAUUAGGAAUGAACUCUCAUGUUUAGUCAAGUGUGCUAGCAGCAUUUAAUGUGAAAACACUUGAAUCUGAAAUGAGUGAUCUUCAAACAUGUCUGUGUUUCAGUUAAUGGAGACAUCAGGAACAGACAUGUUGAACGACUCAGAGAGCCAGGCCCCCAUCAGUCCACUCCACUUGGCGGUGAGUUCAUUGAUUUAUUACCACAGGGACGGCUGUUUGUCUUAAAUACUGUAACACUGCUGUGGUCGAAAACACACAAAUGGUGUCUGUUGUGUCCUCAGGCUUACCACGGUCACUGUGGAGCUCUAGAGGUCCUUUUGUCGUCCCUGCUGGAGGUGGAUGUUUGCAGCCCGGAGGGUCGCACCCCUCUUAGCCUAGCCUGUUCCAGGGGUCAUCAGGAGUGCGUCUCCCUGCUGCUUCACCACGGAUCGUCGCCCAUGACGCUGGACUACACCAACAAAAAGACAGCCCUACAUGCUGCAGGUACACACACGGGCACAAAGUAACAUUACAACAUACAAAAAAGGACACAUUUCUAGAUUCUUGAUGUUGCAAACACUUUUUUUGAGAAUAAUCCAUUUUUAAUUUCCUUUAGGGAACCUUCACGAAAGGAUGAAUGAAGUUGUAUCUAAUCUUGUCAGUCACGUUCUUGUAAAUUUGUGUUUGUCUGUCUUCUGUAGCUAUGAAUGGCCACCCAGAGUGCCUGCGCUUGCUCAUGAGCAACAACAACCUACACAUUAAUGUGGACGCACAAGACAGCAACGGACAGUGAGUGUGUGUGUGUUGAUGGACACUAGACUGAAGGCUCCCACUGAGAUGAUCUUGCUGUUGUAGUUUGAGGAGAUAACAUCAACUGGUUUAACCACAAAAUCAAAUAAACAGUGUUGAAUGUCAUGUGAUGUUUCCACUCUGUGCACAGGACUCCGCUCAUGUUAGCUGUGCUGAAUGGACACACAGAGUGUGUGUACUCUCUCCUCAGUCAGGGAGCCAGUGUGGAGAAUCAGGACCGCUGGGGGAGAACGGCGCUACAUCGAGGGGUGAGACAUUCACACACCUGCUGACAUCCCCCUGCAAUAUAAAACGAAAUGAUCAAAUCAGUUAUAGAGAUGUUUCUGACUUUUCCGACACAGGCUGUGACCGGUCAGGAGGAGUGUGUGGAGGCUCUUCUUCAGCGGGGGGCCAGUGUGUGUGUAGGAGACAUCCGCGGCCGCUCCCCUCUUCACCUGGCAUCUGCUUGUGGUCGUGUGGGUGCCUUGGGUGCUCUGCUGCAGGCCACAAACACAUCACAUGCUCAAACACACCUCACUGACAACCAGGGCUACACACCGCUGCACUGGGCCUGCUAUAAUGGUACUAAAACACACACUACAUGACACACUUGUCUGCUCUGUGUGAAGCCGUUACAAAGCAGAGGUUACUUUUUGUCUCCCAGGAUAUGAUGCAUGUGUGGAGGUGCUGCUUGAUCAGGAGGUGUUCAAGAAGGUUAAGGGAAAUUCUUUCAGCCCGCUGCACUGCGCUGUGUAAGACAACAUUUAUAUCAAUCACAGUUCAUGUUUGUAGCCAGUGGUCUGAGGGUGCAUGAUAGCAUGUGUGCUGUGUUUCAGAAUGAACGAUAAUGAGGGAGUGGCUGAAAUGUUAAUCGACUCACUGGGAGCAGCUAUCGUCAACACCAUGGACUCAAAGGGCAGGUGAGAGGUGCUCUCUCCCCAUAAUUUGAUUCUUUUAUUUUGAAAGUUCUCAACCAUCGGCUGUGAUUGGGGUUUUUUUUUUUUUCUUUUCUCAGGACUCCUCUUCACGCCGCAGCUUUUUCCGACCACGUGGAGUGUGUCUCCCUGCUGCUGAGCCACGGAGCUCAGGCAAACAUUGUGGACACACACAUGCGCAGAUCACCUCUGAUGAUGGCAGCUCUGAACGGGCAAACCAACACUGUGGGUCAGUUCACUCUCUGACACACAGAAAGACUUUCAGCAUUUUGGCACCACAUCUUUUCAUUCAUAACUGUCUCUGUUUACUUGUUUUAGAGGUGAUGGUGAGCAGCGCCAAAGCGGACUUGACACUGCAGGAUGCACAAAGAGACACAGCGUUACACCUGGCUUGCAGCAAGGUAACAGCCAAUCACAGAGAUAGGAAUGAGUUUUAUAGGCAUUAGGUUAUGGCCCCGGUUGUGAAACAGCCUGCCGGAGAGCCUCAGGGCCACAGAGACUGUUGAUGUUUUUAAGAAGAGGCUCAAGACUCACCUUUUUAACCAGGAUUUUCACUGAUUGCCUUUUCAUAUUUCUCUUAUGGCAAAUGUUCAUUUUAAUCGAAGUUCUUAAUGUUUCUUUUAUGUCAUUUUAUUCAUUAUCUCUGUUCUUAGUUCUUUUCUUAACUCUCACCACCGAGGUUUUUACUUCUUUUACCCCUUUCACAUGGUAAAGAGCUCUGACUUACUUGUUCGUUUUAUAUUAUUUUCUUGUUUUAGUUUAUCAGGUUUUACUCUUUCUUUUUUUAUCUUUUUAUCUCCAGUGUUUCCCAAAGGUAGCUCUUUCAUAUAAAUAGUUGAAUUUGAAUUUGAAUUAAGUUGUCAGAGAUAGGAUCUCAAGUUGAGGUAAUUUACAAUCACUCAUUGGUUUUAGAGAGCUGUGAGAUUAGCAAAAUGCUAAUUACACAUCAAAAGAAUGGACAGACUGUCUGAACUUGGACUGACUCUGUCUGUUGGAUGUAUAGGUUUGGUCUGGAUAUUUCUAUGUUUUGCACUGCAGUGGACUGGGAGGACAUCAUCUUGUCUCUUAUAGACAUGUACCUGUUUUUUGUGGUGUUCAUAGCUAACAUUGUGCGUUUCUUUAAGGGUCAUGAGACGAGUGCCUUGUUGAUUCUGGAGAAGGUCAGCGACAGGAACGUCAUUAACUGCACCAAUGCUUCUCUCCAGACGUAUGUAGUAUUUCAAUACUGCAUGCACACUAUUCCAGCGUAUCAACUUAUAAAUAUAAUAAUGUAACUCCCUCCAUCUUUCUGCAGGCCCUUGCAUGUAGCAGCCAGAAAGGGACUGACAGUGGUGGUCCAGGAGUUGCUGGGGAAAGGAGCGAGUGUGUUAGCAGUGGAUGAAAACGGUCAGCAGAACUCACACCUCUUACAUUCUUCCUGUUGAAAUGACUUCCUGUUUUUCACUCUCUUCCUGUUGUUCCCCCCAGGUUACACUCCAGCUCUUGCCUGCGCUCCUAACCGGGACGUGGCCGACUGCCUGGCGCUCAUCCUCAACUCCAUGAUGCCCACCUCCCCGAUGGUCACUAUAGCAGCUUUACCUGCACUUUCCCUAACUCAGACUGUCAUCAACCACCACCCCACUAAUAACCACGUCUCUAAGGGUGUGGCCUUUGACACCCCGCCCCCUCUGAGGCCUGACCACGCCUCCUACUGCAGGCCAGAGCGCCCGCUGUCGUCCGUCUCUGUGGACGAUGAACUGAAUGACUCCGAUUCAGAGACAUACUGAGGAGGACAUGUGACUGCUAUUGGACACAUUGACAUAAUACUGGCAGGUCUGCCAGCUACUCAGGAGCCUUAAAAGAUCACUGACAAGAACUCUGAAACAGCAACAGGGGAGAAAAUGAGCCAGUGUGUGGGUUAUUUUUAGACAAGCUUCCUCAAAUCUAAAUAUAACCCUUGUUGUGAGCCAGAUGUGUGUUUCGUUCAGGUGCAUAAUGAUUGGGUGGAUCCUUAGCUUAAUGUGCUCACAUAUAGAAUAAGGAGAAAACACUACAUCUCUUUUAGACAGUAUCAGGAUAUUGUCUUUUUUAAACUUUAAGCAACAUUUUUCCUUUUAAAUUAAGCUCAUAAUCUUAGCAGUUACUUCCUGGAGUGGUUUUAAUCAUGUUCACAGGUUUUCCUUCAACUUUUCCUGACAGAGAAUCUGGAGAGGAGCUCAGAGGAGAUUUUUUUUCUAAGCAGGAUUGUCUUGAAAUGAAGGGACAAUCUUAUGGGACCAGGACACUGAAUGCUGUUUCCCCCACUUCUUUUUCAGUUUUUACCCUUUCUUCUGAGCUAUCAUGAUGUCUGAAACCCCUCAUCCUUCUUAGUGAUGCUGCCUCAUUGUUUUGACCCAUCCUUAAUUCUAGGGUAGAAAAUGAUUGUUGAACACUACAGAUUUUUUUAGAGGUGUGGCGAAUCCAAGGGAGCGGAUUCUGACAGCAGGUGGAUGUACAAACCAUUGAUGGAUGACCACCCAAAUGAGCAGCCCGAGGAACUUUAAACUUGCAAUGCUGUAACUACUCGAUGUCUGUGUACUGUACUGGAGAUAGGGGAAGGUGGCUAACACUGUGGAUAUGUGUGUGAUUGUGUGUGUGUGCAAGAGAUGUGGUGUGAGUGUGUGUGUGGCAGAAAAAUGGAAACAUGAAUAAUAAUUGCCUUUUUAGGAAUUAGCAACUUUCAGAGGAUGAACUACUUGGUGCAAUGUUUAUAAAGAUGGAGAAACGAAUGAAUAAAGGUAUUUGUUUUGAAUUUAUUGCAGAGUGUAAAUGAAAGAAAAGAGAGCAGCUUCUUAAAGAAUCACUUUGCAUUUUAUUUCUAGUCCAGGUGAUACAUCCGUCCGUACAGACAGGCGGUCACCAGUCCAGCAGUCAUGUCUGAGUGUUUUAAAGUCACUCUUCCAUCUGCAGAUUUUCUAAAAUGCUCUGGAUCCUCCAAAACCAUCUUACUUGCCAAAACUGAUGGGUACACAUGUUUGGUUUCAAACUGUCCCUCCAAUAUAAAGUCCAUUUUAGUCUCAGCUUCUUCUACUAUCUGCCCACAGGAGCUCUGGUCCGACCCAGCACAACGGACGAGGGCACACACCUGCAAAAAAAGGAAAACGUUAAAGGUGACAGAAAUGUUGUAAAGCAGUUUUAUUUGUCCAUAAAGCCUUUAGUUUGUACCUGCAGGGCAUAGCGUCCAUUGACAAGGUGGGUUCCUGCAAAUGCUCCUAAUGCGUAUAACUCUCUACUGCCAUUCUGUGGUAAUUUCAAGUACUGCAGGUGACAGCAAAAGGUGCCAUCACACACAUGAACUUUUCCUCUUGUGUCAUUUAGGAGCACAAAUGUUGAUGUGUCGUACAUCAUAGAUGAAGUAAAAGUGGUGAAUGAUGGAGGGACUGAAGAUGCAUCAGAGCAGCUCUCGCUGUGGCAGAAUCCAGAGUCUGCAACUACAGAUGAAAUGGACUCAGACUUUAACUCCUCUUCUGUGGCCACCCUCUGCCCUGACCACUCUGGGUCUAAGACUGGCACUCUGGCCACCAGCAGCUUCCCCUCCUCUGGGUCUCCUUUCUGUGCGUGGUGGUAGGUAGCAGAAAAAGGGGUGUAGAUGCCACUCCCUGUCAUUAUGAGUGGAUCACUUCGAAUGUUGGCUGCUAGCAGGGUGACAUUGGCGCCUAAGCUCACUGCUCGCUGGAACUGGAUUGUGUCAAGAAGGGGGAGUUGGUUCAUCCAGGCUGUGGGGUAGAUCAGCUGACGCACACCCUGAAAAGUGUUAAAAGUGAGGUACACGUCAGGAAAGGGAAGAAAAAGGGAGAAAGACAAAACCAAAAAAACAGCAGUGUUGUUUUUUUUACCUUUUCCAGAAGAGUAACUGUCGGCUCCUUGAAGAGGAUGUCAAAGCAUAUCAGGAGGCCAAAUUUUCCAGCAAAAGGAGUAUCAAAUGUGAUGAUCUCAGGCUGCGGUGGAGUGUCAAAUGCUCGCUCAAAGUAGAGGUUGUACUUAUGGUAGCGUGCCACCAGCAGGCCAUCAGAGCUGAAAGAAGGAGAAUGAAUGUAGCAGUUUGUUUAAACUGGGAGCUUGUGCAAUUUCCCUCUUUACAGAUCUCAGAUCACCUGAAAACCACAUUAGUGUUGAACUGCCAGCGUCCAUCGGAUGGACAGGAGGAGGUGGGAUCUGUAGACAGGGGGCAGGGCUGUCGGUCAGGCAUAUUAGCCACAAUGUAGAUGUUAUGCCGACGAGCC